AUGAUGGGCAACGGCGGUCGUAGUGUCCGGGCUUUCAAGUCCAACGAAGGGCACUGGGUGGGCGAGGGCGAGCUGAGGCUUCCGGAAGUCGACCCGGAGCUGGCCUACGAGAUUCUCAGCAAACCGCGCAAUUCGGCGCUAAUGUUCCGCUCCGUCAUCGACAGCCGGGUCGACGAUGACGGAGAGGCGCGGGUCCGGGGCCCCGAGUGGAGCACCGUCAACCAGAAGUGGAAAAUCAACUUCCUGCCCUUCCUGGAGUCGUCCAGCAACGCAGUCUUUGCCUUCAGAGCCGACCCCGCUACCAAGUACAUCGAGUACGACAUCCUGCGCUCCAACAUCCUGAAGAAGCACGUCGACACCUGGAGCAUCUCCGCGGCCCCGGGCGGCGGCAGCAUCAUCAAGCGCCGCCUCGCGACGCAGUCCCACUUCCCGGCGCCACCCAUGAUGAACAUGCGCUCCAUCCUGGAGAGCAGCAUGAACGAGACGCUGGACGACUUCGCGGCGGAGGCGGCGAAGCGCGCCGCGCUCGCGGACCCCGACGGGACGAUCGGCGCGGCGGGCGCGGACGUGGCGCGCGCGGCGUCGUCGCGGGGCGGCGAGACGCAGGCGCUCGCGCGGACCCUGCGGGGGUACAUGGCGGUGGGGAGCGGACCGCGGGUGAUGCGGAGCCCGCUGUGCCGGCGGCGGCGGCCGCUGCGGCCGCAGCCCGGGGCAGUGCGCCGGCCGGUGGGGGGGGUGUUUUUGAGGGGCGGGUGGACGGGGAGCGACGCGGCGGACAGCGUGCGGACCUCCACGAGCGCGUGCUCGUGCGAGGCGUGCCAGGCGAGCCCGAGCGCCGUCGCCCCCGCGCGGCUCGCCGCGCGCGACGCGCAUAGCAUGCCGUGGCUGGUGACGAGGGGGGGGUAUUGGGACAGCGACGGAGAGACGCUGAGCGGGUACGGGAGCGCGCGCGGGAGCGACUGGGAGGCGGACCCGGGGUGCGACGGGCGCUGCGCGGUGACGGGGGGUCUCCCGCAAUUGGCCCCCUCCCUCGCGCUGCUGUCGGUCGACGGCGGCGAGGUGUGA
Molecule: messenger RNA, 1065 nt
Organism: Pedinophyceae sp. YPF-701
Lineage: Eukaryota; Viridiplantae; Chlorophyta; Pedinophyceae
Source: the annotation of a GenBank genome assembly